AGCGCUUGUGAUUAAACAUUAAUUUACUUCGUACUAAAAAGUGUGUAACUAAAUAGUCUGACUAAACCGAAAUCGCACAUCGCUUGGAUCUUUGAAAUUUUGUGAACUUCAUGAAUCAAGAGUAAAUAAAUAUUGAUCAACAAUGGCUGAUGAUAUUGUGUUUGAGUUGCUGCACUCAGAAAUAAUAAACUACGCUUUACAUGAUCCGAAGGGCUCCAAAGACGGCACAGUUCAGGAAGCUGAUUUGUCAAUAGUAGAAUAUAUUGGAUUUGCUGCUGGUUACAAAAUAAUGGAACGAUUGACAAGAGAAUGGCCAAGAUUUAAAGAUGAAUUAGAUACAAUGAAGUUUAUUUGUACAGAUUUUUGGACAUGCAUUUAUAGAAAACAAAUUGACAAUCUAAGAACAAACCAUCAGGGUGUCUAUGUGUUACAUGACAAUGCCUUCAGAUUUUUAACAAAUUUCUCUAAUGGCCAACAGUAUUUGGAAUAUGCACCAAGAUUCGUGGCAUACACAUGUGGUCUCAUUAGAGGGGGAUUAGCCAAUCUCUGCAUCAGUAGUAUAGUUACUGCCGAAGUUCAGUCAAUGCCGUCAUGUAAAUUUCAUAUUCAAGUUCAAAGAACAUAGUACUCUAGCGAAACAGUAAAGAUAAUUGAAUAAUAUUAAAGCAUAUAAUCUGUUUUUAAGAUAGUUUGGUUUUCAAUUAUGUUAAAUACUUGUAUGUAAUUUUCUCAUUAAUAAUAAUAUGUUUUAUUACAGCCAGCCUACUAAUAAUAAAACUAAGGAGUAACUGUGUCAAAAAUUUGUUCCGCGAGUCUCCAAAAUGAGACCCGAUUUAUUUCGUAAAUUUGGGUGUUAAUGUUUCAUAGCUAUUGUCAAAUUUUAGUGUGCAAAAAGGAACCAAAUUCAAAACAUUUGAAGUAUGGGAGUUAUAUUUCCAUAGUUUUUAUU
Messenger RNA from Aricia agestis (brown argus), 949 nucleotides. RefSeq names its product trafficking protein particle complex subunit 6b (gene Trs33). Bases 143 to 625 code for a protein of 160 amino acids. Gene Ontology annotation, cellular component: cis-Golgi network; TRAPP complex; trans-Golgi network. Gene Ontology annotation, biological process: endoplasmic reticulum to Golgi vesicle-mediated transport; regulation of GTPase activity. NCBI's taxonomy places the organism in Eukaryota, Metazoa, Arthropoda, Insecta, Lepidoptera, Lycaenidae. The record is from RefSeq and is a predicted model, not a curated record. The transcript is spliced from 4 exons.